AUGGUCCUCCACGUGCGGGAGUUCAGGAAGCGGUGCAAGGAAGGCACCGUUACGGAAACUCUAUUCAACCAGCUCCUAGAAUUGUUCUCCAUCCACAACGGCGAUGAGAUUGAGGUCCUUUACAACAAAUCCUUGAACGAUGUUUCGGAGAUGAUUGCUGAGCUGUUGGCGCCGACCAUUACGAUUUCCAACAAGUUUGCAGCGCAAUUUGUCACCCAGCAGUCAUUACGAGGCGUUGUGACGAAUUAA
This is a messenger RNA of Linnemannia hyalina, 249 nucleotides long. The record is from the annotation of a GenBank genome assembly. Lineage: Eukaryota; Fungi; Mortierellomycota; Mortierellomycetes; Mortierellales; Mortierellaceae.